AUGAUCCUGGUGGCCGUCGUCGCAGCCACCGCUUACUCGGCCGCCCGCGGCGGGACGCUUGCGGAGGUGACGCAGCCGGCUUCGGCCGCAAUCUGCGACAACGUGACCCAGCACUCGGGCUAUUUCAAGCUGACGACCGGGAGAAAGCAUUACUUCUACUGGUUCUUCGAGAGCCGGUCGGCGCCGAAGACGGACCCACUCGUGCUGUGGAUGACCGGUGGGCCCGGCUGCAGCAGUGAGGUCGCGCUCUUCGGCGAGAAUGGUCCUUGUUCAGUGAGCGCCGCUGGCACGGGCACGAUCCGCAACAAGUACAGCUGGAACACGCGGGCCAACCUGGUGUACAUCGACCAGCCCGCGGGCACGGGCUUCUCGUACGGCAGCGGCCUCGAUCACGACGAGGCGGGCGUCGCGCGCGACAUGUACGACUUUCUGCAGCAGCUCCUCCAGGCGCACCCCUCGUUGCAGCCGCUCGACUUUUAUGUCGUGGGCGAGUCAUACGCAGGGCACUACGUGCCUGCUGUUACGCACGAGGUGUGGGCAAACAACAAGGCGCUGCCGAGCGGCGCGAUCCAAAUCAACCUCAAGGGCCGAGUUGAUCCGAGACUCGCCGAUAUUAGAUCCGGAUCCACCUCCAGAGUCACCAGAGAUGAGCGGCACAUCAUCAGCAGGGCACGGCCAUGGCCAACGGGCUAUCGGCGCGACGGCACGUCCGUGGGCAACGGGCUCGUCGCUCCCGAGAUUCAGUACCAGUACUACAAGGACAUGGUCGUCUCGACCAACGGGCACAAGCCCGCCGUGGGCAACCUGACGCACGCUGCGAUGCAGGCGGCCACGCCGGCGUGCAUCGCAGCGAUCAAGGCGUGCCAGGCCGUCGCCGCGUCGUGCUUGGUCGCGAUCGAGGUGUGCAACGCGGCGCUGCUACUGCCGUACCAAGCAAGCGGCAUGAACGUGUACGACAUGCGCGAGCCGUGCGAGAAGCCGCCGCUCUGCUACGACUUCUCCAACGUCGCCACCUACCUCGACCGCGCCGAAGUGCGUGCCGCCCUCGGCGUGGGUCAGCGCAAGUGGUCCGACUGCAACCACGUCGUCGCUCUCGGCUUCGAGCUCUCGGGCGACUGGAUGCAGAGCUACGAGAAGAAGCUCCCCGACCAGCUUGGCGACGGAGUGCGCGUCCUCAUCUACGCGGGGGACCAAGACUACAUCUGCAACUGGCUCGGCAACCAAGCCUGGGCACAGGCCACAAGCCGCCGCCGCACCGCGCCGACUUUGCGGCCACCAGCCCGGUGCCGUGGAUGGCGGGCGGCAAGCAAGCGGGCACGCUCCAGUCGUCGCACGGCUUCUCCUUUCUGCGUGUGUACGACGCCGGCCACAUGGUCCCUCGCGACCAGCCAGCCAACGCGCUCGCGAUGCUCCAUGCCUUCCUCGACGGCGAGAUGUGAGGGCCAGACGCACCGGCGCGGCGGGUCGGCGUAAGACACGUAGUUCGGCGAUGAUUGCGAGGAUCCGCGAGCAAAUACGGGGUUUCUCGCUCCCGCUUUUUGUUGUCUUUUCGUUAAUCCAGAUUGUCAGAAAUGAAC
Molecule: messenger RNA, 1577 nt
Organism: Emiliania huxleyi CCMP1516
Lineage: Eukaryota; Haptophyta; Isochrysidales; Noelaerhabdaceae
Exons: 10
Coding region: 1-1473 (490 amino acids)
Biological process (GO): proteolysis
Molecular function (GO): serine-type carboxypeptidase activity
Source: RefSeq, a predicted model, not a curated record